GCGCCACUUGGUCGAAGAGAGGCUCAUCGGCACUGUGCGCGGUGGGUGAGCGCGUCUCCGCGGCCCGAACUCUCCAAGCGUCUUUUCGCGCGCCCGUCAUCGGACAACCGAGGAUACAAACACCGGCUCACAAGAGUACGACGCGCGGCGUACACAGCUACACUGAGGAUGAUGCGCCAUCGCCUCGUGUCGGUAUCCGUCGCUUCGCGCUCUUACUCCAGCUGGACGGCGCUCGCGCUCUGCCACGUGAUCGGCUUCGUCGGGCUGUGUGAGUGUCUGCGGCUGGUGCGGCUGGACAUGCCCAGCGCGGUGAUCAGGGGCGACCCCCUGUGGCUGAACUGCUCGUUCGACCUCGAGUCUGACGACCUGUACUCGGUCAAGUGGUACAAGAACCACCGCGAGUUCUUCCGGUUCCUUCCCAGCGAGAACCCGCCGGGUCAGGCCUACAGGCUGUCGGGAGUCUACGUAGACACGAGCCGGAGUUCUGUGGGGAGUCUGUACCUCAAGGAGACAGACUUGAAAUCAGAGGGCCUCUACGCUUGCGAGGUGUCGGCCGAUGCGCCUUCCUUCCAAACGGUGCGCUCCGAAAAAGAGCUCAAAGUGUACGUUCUACCCAAAAAGGGCCCCGAGAUCCGCGGCACCAAGCCCCAUUACAGGGUUGGUGAGUUGGUCAACGUGACCUGCCACGCGGGAGCAACGAAGCCGCCGGCGGUGCUCACGUGGUACAUUAACGGCGAAGAGGUUCCCCCGCAGUACGAAAAGAUGUACCCCAUCUUCCGUGACCGGGAUCAGCUGUUCCACUCUUCCCUGGGAAUCACCUUCACGGCCGAGCCACGCCACUUCAGCUACGGCAUUAUGAAACUCAAGUGCACUGCGACAGUUUCCGAGGCUUAUUCACUGUCUAGCGAGGAGAUUGUCGCAGCUGAAGACGCCAAGAACACGGGCACAGACGACGACAAGCCUUCCAUAACAGGUGGGCAGGCGAGCUACCACGUGGGCGACCUCGUGAACGUCACUUGCAGUUACUCGCGCUACGGUCGUCCUGUGGACCUGCAGUGGCAUCUCAAUGACAAAGAGGUGUCGAACCGGUACCUGGUGCACUACCCGAUGCAGCGGUUCGACUCCGGCCGCCAGGUGACGUCGCUGGGGCUCCGGUUCACAGUGAGGCCGAGCCACUUCGUGCACGACGAGAUGCGCAUCAAGUGCACGGCGACGCUUCAGAACGGCGGCAGGGGUCCGCCCUCCACGUCGUCCUCUACGCCGGGCGACGCGUACUCGGAGAAGGAGUUUGUGCUCGGCAGCAGCCAUCGGUCGUCGGGACUCCACGUCCCUGGACACUACGGCGCCGUUGCUGACUCAAGCAGCUCAUCCCGGCAAGCGUCCCUCUCCAUGCUACUCGGGUCCUCAGCGAUCGCGUUCUUCGUUAUGUGCAUUGUUCGAUGAGCUGCGUGAUCGUUACCGGCAAUUCUGUGGUGUCGUUCGCGCGUCGUUCGUUACGCCCUUUGACUCAAUUUGGUUGUCCUCCACGAUAAUCAAAGAUCAGCGCCCCACAUCUUUUUUCUUCACCAACCAACAUUAUAUGUGUCGUCGUUUUUUUUUUUUUUUGGGGGGGGGGGGGGCGACUCAGCAAUGAUGUAAAUAAUUCAGUGCCUUUAAUUCACGUCCUUAACUCAGAUUGUUGACAAAGGGAGCGUAUGAUAUGCGGCUCUUAUGCCGCUCAUGUUCGUGUGCGUAUGUGUGCUUGACCGAGGCGUGAUGAAGAAAAUGAAUGAAAAAAUUUAUGAAUGGACGACACAAUUGUUUAAACCUAUGUAUAUCGUGCGAUACUAAUGCUGUGGAAAUCCCAGAUGACAUAGCUUACUCUUAAUUACAUAUAUUCUGCAUACGAUGCUCGUUCGUGAGGGUCUAGUGGUGUGAUGUCUCAAUUCUUUUAAUACCCUUGUUGUUUAAAUAACAAACUAGUCCUUUUAUUAAAGGUAUGCUAUGUGGCUUUUUUUUCGUGAACUGUAUUUGUAAACAGACGCAGGGAACUUAUUCACAGAAUAUUCUCACUCAAAAACUCUUUGUAAAAGCAGAUACCCCACAAUGGUUGGAUCAAACAAUUCUUACGAGAAAAAAAAGGCUUUGUGAAGUUCGCGGCAUACCCUGCUUAAUCUUGUACAUAAAAUUGUUUCUAAGGUAUCCCUUUACAAGAAUAAGUGUAAAGUCAGAAUAUCUUAGGCUUCGUUGCCCUUUACUUCGAAUGAUUGCCGUACGACUGUGAGAUUUCACCAUAGAUAAGUUGCGUGCGUUGAAGCCUUACUGCUGAAACUCAGAAGGAACAAACUUCAUUUAAAGAUUGAAUGGCUGCGAACAAUAAUAAGAAACACGUGUUUGGGUGACUUGUGUGGGAAAAUACGUGAAAAGGGUAAAAUAAGAAUUUCCUGUGCACUAUAAGUUCGUGUGCACCUUAAUAGAGUGCUGUAAAAAUCAGUGUAUAUAGAUAAGAAGUUUUUGUUUAGCAAGAUUUACGGGGGUUUAGUAUGUCUGUACAAUGAGAGGCAUUAAAUCCCGCGCGAAACGUCACUAAAUUUUUCAUUCAGAAUAGCUGUGCUUGCUGCUUCUUGCAGUUACUUAUGGAC
Molecule: messenger RNA, 2621 nt
Organism: Rhipicephalus sanguineus (brown dog tick)
Lineage: Eukaryota; Metazoa; Arthropoda; Arachnida; Ixodida; Ixodidae
Exons: 8
Coding region: 169-1443 (424 amino acids)
Source: RefSeq, a predicted model, not a curated record